GCAUGCUCUGCAUGACAGGAUUCCCACCUCCAAAAAUGGCCUCAUGCUCAAAAAUGGCUGAACCAUGUACUGAGGAUAGUAAUCUCGCCACGCGAGACUACGAGGCUAAUGAGAUUACAUCUACUGCCUCCAUUCUGAGUGGAAGAACCUUAAACAUUGAAGAUCUUAGUGAGGUGGUUAGAUUACUUGAAAAGCACAACUGUAGCAAGAAAUCCUAUCAUGGGCUUGGCCUUUCUCUUAAACUGUCUUACAAUGCACUGGGAAUCAUUGAGGGACAGUAUACCGAAAUUGAUCGACGUUUUACUGAAUGCUUGGCUCUCUGGCUGCGUAGUGCUGAGAAGCCAACAAUACAAGAAUUGAUAACUGCUCUAAGGGAAACAGAUAAUGCUGUAGCAAAUGCUAUAUCGAAUGCUGUAGCUGAUGGUGUUAAAGAAAUUAUUCCAAUGUCUGAAUCUGAAUCCUUGUCAAAUCUCAGCAAACCUAUAGUCACACCGUCUACAUUAGAGGUCAAUCAAGGUACAAAACAUGUAACAUAA
Messenger RNA from Amphimedon queenslandica, 536 nucleotides. RefSeq lists its product as uncharacterized. Lineage: Eukaryota; Metazoa; Porifera; Demospongiae; Haplosclerida; Niphatidae. The transcript has 3 exons. The coding region runs from base 3 to 536 and encodes 177 amino acids. The record is from RefSeq and is a predicted model, not a curated record.